Molecule: messenger RNA, 1085 nt
Organism: Drosophila obscura
Lineage: Eukaryota; Metazoa; Arthropoda; Insecta; Diptera; Drosophilidae
Gene: purple
Product: 6-pyruvoyl tetrahydrobiopterin synthase
Exons: 4
Coding region: 328-834 (168 amino acids)
Biological process (GO): tetrahydrobiopterin biosynthetic process
Cellular component (GO): mitochondrion
Molecular function (GO): 6-pyruvoyltetrahydropterin synthase activity
Source: RefSeq, a predicted model, not a curated record
UUAUCAAUGCCAAAACCGCCUCGUUAAUAUAAUUACAUUUCAGUUCAGGCAACAGCUGAAACUGUGCAGAACCAGAACUAGUUCGAGCGUGUUUUGAUUUGUACUGCGACUGCAUUUGUUGUUAAUAAUUUCCUGCUGUUCUCCCACACUCCUCCUCCUCCAGCCAUAGAAAUACGUGUAUUUAAGCAGCAGGUUUUGCAUUCAUUUGUAAGACAGUGCCAAAGCAGCCAGCACACAAACACGCUCUCCAAUCUACAGAAGAACCGCAGCAGCAGCAGACAGCCGUCCCAGCCACAGAAAUCACCGCCAGGCAGCAGCUAUCCAGAAAUGUCUCAACAACCUGUUGCUUUCCUGACUCGCAGCGAAACCUUUAGCGCCUGCCAUCGGUUGCAUAGCCCCCAAUUAAGUGAUGCCGAGAAUCUGGAAGUGUUUGGCAAAUGCAAUAAUUUCAAUGGCCAUGGCCACAACUACACAGUGGAGAUCACCGUUCGUGGACCCAUUGAUCAACGCACUGGCAUGGUCCUGAACAUAACCGAACUGAAGGAUGCCAUUGAGGCAGUCAUAAUGAAGAAUCUAGAUCACAAGAAUCUCGACAAGGAUGUGGAAUACUUUGCCAAGACACCCAGCACCACGGAGAAUCUGGCCGUGUACAUUUGGAACAACAUUAGGCUGCAGCUAAAGAAACCCGAACUGCUGUACGAGGUGAAGAUCCAUGAGACACCAAAGAAUAUAAUUAGUUACCGCGGCCCCUAUGCACUCAAUGGCAUCUAUAAUCCCAUAAACAAACGCAUUGCCCAUGAUUCCUGUACCAAUAUAUCAUCCGAUUCGGAUUAAAGAGAGAGACAGACAUUGAGAGAGAGAGGUAUGUGUGACCAUUGCCUGACGAAUUUUUAUUUUGGACCCUAAUGCUCAGUGAAUACACGAAAAAAAACGACACUUAAAUGAAAAAAAGAAAAAGAAAGACAGCAAAUUUAGAUUUAUACAAGUUAUACGAAUUACAAAGUAUAUAGCAAUUGAUUUUUUAUAUAUGCUUAUUUUAUGAAUUAUGAAAGCAUUAUUAUAUCCAAUAAAUAUUAAAUCAAAAU